AUGGAAAAGAGCAGGGUGCUUAUCAUUGGGGGAAGUGGAUACCUUGGAAAAAGGUUGGUGAAGGCAAGUUUAAGUGAAGGACAUGAAACAUAUAUUCUACACAGGCCAGAGAUGGGUGUUGAGAUUGAGAAGGUUCAGUUGCUUUUGUCAUUCAAAGAACAAGGAGCUAAGCUCGUUUCAGGUUCUUUUAAUGACCAUCAAAGCCUUGUGAAUGCUGUAAAACUUGUCGAUGUUGUCAUUUGUGCCAUAUCCGGUGUUCACAUCCGCAGCCACCAUAUCCCACUUCAACUUAAACUUGUUGAUGCAAUUAAACAAGCUGGAAAUGUCAAGAGGUUUUUGCCCUCAGAGUUUGGGACAGAUCCAGCAAGAAUGGAGCAUGCAUUGGAACCUGGAAGAGUAACAUUCGAUGACAAAAUGGCAGUAAGAAAGGCAAUUCAAGAGGCUGACAUACCAUUCACCUAUAUUUCUGCUAAUUGUUUUGCUGGCUACUUUCUUGGUGGACUCUGUCAACCUGGGUUUCUAAUCCCCUCUAGAGAUUCCGUGGUCUUGUAUGGUGAUGGCAACGUAAAGGGGAUCUACGUGGAAGAAGAUGAUAUAGCCAUGUACACUAUUAAAACCAUAGAUGACCCAAGAACUUUAAACAAGACAGUUUACAUAAGGCCACCUGAAAAUAUAUUAUCCCAAAGAGAGGUUGUCCAAAUUUGGGAGAAACUGAUUGGGAAAGAGUUGAAGAAAUCUUCAAUUUCCCCUCAGCAGUUUCUAAGUUCCUUGGAAGGACAAGCAUAUGCGGAGCAAGUGGGAAUGAUACAUUACUACCAUGUUUGCUUUGAAGGGUGCCUCACAAAUUUUGAGAUAGGAGAAGAAGGGGUCGAAGCUUGUGAACUGUAUCCUCAAAUUAAGUACUCUACGGUUGAAGAAUACAUGAAACGCUAUGUAUAG
Messenger RNA from Abrus precatorius (Indian licorice), 939 nucleotides. Its product is annotated as bifunctional pinoresinol-lariciresinol reductase 2-like. Gene Ontology annotation, molecular function: oxidoreductase activity. The coding region runs from base 1 to 939 and encodes 312 amino acids. The transcript has 4 exons. The record is from RefSeq and is a predicted model, not a curated record. NCBI's taxonomy places the organism in Eukaryota, Viridiplantae, Streptophyta, Magnoliopsida, Fabales, Fabaceae.